Molecule: messenger RNA, 1846 nt
Organism: Propithecus coquereli (Coquerel's sifaka)
Lineage: Eukaryota; Metazoa; Chordata; Mammalia; Primates; Indriidae
Gene: INCENP
Product: inner centromere protein antigens 135/155kDa
Exons: 11
Biological process (GO): mitotic cytokinesis; metaphase chromosome alignment; positive regulation of protein serine/threonine kinase activity
Cellular component (GO): midbody; chromosome passenger complex; meiotic spindle midzone
Molecular function (GO): protein serine/threonine kinase activator activity
Source: RefSeq, a predicted model, not a curated record
CUUGCCGAGGAUUGGCUGAGCCUUCAGUUUUAAAAAUCAUAGCUUUCGCCCGCGCUGCGCCGCCUGGUUGGUACUCCCGUGUGGUGAGCCCUGAACUCCCGGGGCCGAGAGGGUCUGGGCAGGCAGGGGCUCAGCUAGGGAGACCGCUGGACUUGGAUCGGAGCAGCCCUCAGGAGACGCGGUGCAGACAAACACAGUCAUCAUGGGGACGACAGCCCCAGGGCCCAUUCACCUGCUGGAGCUCUGUGACCAGAAGCUCAUGGAGUUUCUCUGCAACAUGGACAAUAAGGACUUGGUGUGGCUCGAGGAGAUCCAAGAGGAGGCUGAGCGCAUGUUCACCAGAGAAUUCAGCAAAGAGCCAGAGCUGAUGCCCAAAACACCUUCUCAGAAGAACCGACGGAAGAAGAGACGAGUUUCUUAUGUUCAGGAUGAAAACAGAGAUCCCAUGAGGAAAAGGUUAUCCCGCAGAAAGACUCGGAGCAGCCAGCUGAGCUCCCGGCGCCUCCGUAGCAAGGACAACGUGCAGAAGCUGGCCACGGUGGUGGGGGAGAAUGGCUCCGUCCUGCGACGGGUGACUCGUGCUGCAGCUGCAGCUGCGGCUGCGGCUGCGGCUGCGGCUGCAGCUGCCUCCAUGACAUUGGCUACACCUUCAUCCCCCCCUGAGUCUCCUACAGUGCUGACCAAGAAGCCCGAGGACAACCUUGCCCAGGGCCAGCUGGUGCCCAUGGUGGAGAUAGGCCUCAGAGAGCGCCAGAAUGCUGAGCACCACUUCAUCCAGUUCAAAUCCACCCAGGCUGUGUCUCAGGCUCUGUCCCCAACCCCAGCUUCAGCCACAGCUCCAGCCUCACAGGGUGUCCUGACAUCGGAUGAAGAAUCAACGCCCAAAAAGACAGAGGCCAGGAGGCUGGAGUCUGUCACUGUGAGCUCCCUGAUGACUACACCCCAGCACUGCAAGGGUCGAGGGGUUGGGACAGGACGGUCUGCCUCCAAGCUCAGGAUUGCAGGGGUCUCCCAGGGCCCACGAGACUCGCCUGCCUCUCCAGACUCUCCGUGGCAGGAGCGGGUGCUGUCUCCCAUCCUGCCGAAUAACUUCUCCACACCCGCGGGCUCCUCUGUGGACAUUCGGUCAGUGCGGCGUAGCCUGAUUGCCCCGUCCUCCCAGGGUCCCCAAGUCUUGCUGGCCCAAAAGUACUCCCCAGUGGCCAAACAGGAGGGUACCGUACACAGGGCAAGCAGAAGGCUCUCCAAGAAGGCUGCUGAAGAGCCAGCGGCCUCUGCCCGCAUCAUCUGUCACAGUUACCUAGAGAGGCUCCUGAAUGUUGAGGUGCCCCAGAAAGUUGGCCCCAAGCAGAAGGAGCCCAGCAAGGAGGCUGAGCUUGUGGAGUCAAAGGAGCCAGAGGUUCCUGAGAACAAUGGGAAUAACUUGAGGCUCCACAGUGAUACCAAGGUUGCCCUUAGUACGCCAAACCCAAAGCCUGUAGCCGGUGGCCAGGAAACACCCCCUGAAGGGCAGCAAGAGGCCAAGACCGACCAAGCAGAUGGGCCCAGAGAGCCACCUCAGAGUGUCAGGAGGAAGCGCAGCUAUAAGCAGGCGGUGAGCGAGCUGGAUGAGGAGCUACACCUGGAGGACGAGGAGCUGCAGCCUCCCAGGAGCAAGACCCCUUCCUCGCCCUGUCCGGCCAGCAAGGUGGUGCGGCCCCUCCGGACCUUCCUGCACACGGUGCAGAGGAACCAGAUACUCAUGACCCCGACCUCAGCCCCCCGCGGCAGUGUCAUGAAGUCCUUCAUUAAGCGCAACACUCCUUUGCGUGUGGACCCCAAGGUGAGGGAGCCCUGCAGCUUCGUC